CGUCACCAUCCGUCCGUUUGCAGAUUCGUCGCUUCAUUCCUCGAUGGCCGCCUCCGCUGUCGUCCGCCGCCUCUCCAGCGCUCCGCUACACGAUCACCGCCUCCUACGACCCUUCUCCACCACCGGAAGCGAGUCAACGAUCACCGUCGAGACCAGCGUCCCCUUCACUGGCCACAAGAUCGACCCACCAUCGCGCUCUGUAGAGACCACCCCCUUCGAGCUCCUCUCCUUUUUCCGCGAUAUGUCCCUGAUGCGCCGCAUGGAGAUUGCGGCCGAUUCUCUCUACAAGUCCAAGCUUAUCCGCGGGUUCUGCCACCUCUAUGAUGGGCAAGAGUCGAUCGCCAUCGGCCUCGAGGCGGCCAUCACUAAGAAGGACGCAAUCAUCACCGCCUACCGUGAUCACUGCAUCUACCUCGGGCGCGGAGGAACCCUCGUUGAAUCCUUUGCGGAGCUCAUGGGUCGCCGCGCAGGGUGCUCGAAGGGGAAAGGCGGGUCGAUGCACUUUUACAAGAAGGAAUCAGGGUUCUUUGGUGGCCAUGGGAUCGUGGGUGCCCAAGUGCCGCUCGGUUGCGGUCUCGCCUUUGCUCAGAAGUACUUGAAGGAAGGGACUGUGUCCUUUGCGUUGUAUGGUGACGGCGCUGCUAACCAAGGGCAGCUUUUCGAGGCUCUUAACAUAUCGGCACUUUGGGAUCUUCCGGCCAUACUGGUCUGCGAGAACAAUCAUUACGGUAUGGGGACUGCUGAAUGGCGUUCUUCAAAGAGUCCUGCCUACUAUAAACGAGGGGAUUAUGUACCUGGUUUGAAGGUUGAUGGAAUGGAUGUUCUGGCUGUGAAGCAAGCUUCAAAAUUUGCGAAGGAGUAUGCUCUGAAAAAUGGACCAAUCAUUCUUGAGAUGGACACUUACAGAUACCAUGGGCACUCCAUGUCGGAUCCUGGGAGCACUUAUCGCACACGUGAUGAGAUUUCCGGCGUGAGACAGGAGCGUGAUCCUAUCGAAAGAAUUAGGAAGCUGUUACUCUCCCAUGAGAUAGCCACAGUCUCUGACCUCAAGGACAUUGAGAAAGAAGUCAGAAAAGAGGUAGAGGAGGCCAUUGCCCAAGCAAAGGAGAAUCUGAUGCCUGACCCUUCUGAGUUAUUUACCAAUGUUUACGUCAAAGGUUUCGGUGUGGAGUCAUUUGGCGCGGAUAGGAAAGAGGUGAAAGCCAUUCUUCCAUGAUGAUUGCAAACAGCAAAUCGUUCAAUAUUUUGUGUCCAUGUGUUGAAAUCUCUAAUAAAUAAGCUUGAAAAUAAAAAAAAUUCUGGCUCUUUGGAGUCGAUACAGGUUUGGAUCAGCUUAACUAAGUCAGAAUUUUCAAUUUUGCAAUGAGCAUCACUUUGAUCUGUAAUUUACAGGCUACCAAUCUAUAUUGGUCAGUAACCUCUAAUCUGCACUGCUUGUGCAGAAUUUUCUUCAUGGUGUUCUUCUUUUGUUAGUGAUUCAAUCAGAAAAUGAUUCUUUCAGCAGAAAUGUCAACUUUCUAUUGUUUCCUGAGAUCUUGGAUUCAAAAUGUUUAUAUUUUCUAUUGGCAGUUACAAAAGUUUCUGAUGACUAUGAUUCAUAUGGUUACAUGGUAAUAUAGUCAGCUAAUACAAGCAAAAAUCCCAUCACUUCUCAACAUUCAAUAACAUUUAAAACAAAACAAACAUAACAUUUGUAAUAGCUAUAUAUUAUAAUGUUCACAAUCCUAAAGCUGUUUAUAUGAAACAGAUAAACCUGACCGACACAAAAAUAUGCAUCAUUGGCACAUCAAAUUUCACCCUUAGGUGCUAAGCAUUCUCUAUGUACACUUUUCUAUAGAGAUUAUAACAGGGACCCAACUUCUUUUUUCCUCCAGCAAUUUACAAAGAACGCGAACAUGUACAAUGCAAAUCAAACAUCCCCCUGCAUUUCAUUUUAGGAUAUAAAAACCUAAUGGUUUCAAGAUGCACCUCUGCAAUCUAAGUUUUGUGUACCCUUGUCUUCAUUGUUAUAACAAUCCUCCUUAUGAACAUAAACACAACUGACAAGGUCUUCCAAAUUUUGCGAGGUUUGGUGUGCGCAGCCGUAACUGGCAGAUCUGCUGGUGAGCCAGAAAUGAGAUUAGUUAAGUAAUGGAAGUUUUCUUCACCGUGGAAAGCUUGACUGCUGCACUCGUCGAAGAGAGAAGCGCUAUGAUUAUCAAGGGGGUAAGUAUCAAAGUCUCUGAUACCCAUGGGGAACACAUCAGGUGACAGAAUGCCAGAGUGAGCAAAACCAAAGGCAUCGUUCUUGAUGGGACUGGGGAAGCUACUAAACAGGUUUUCUGCUCCAUAGAAAGAAAUUGAAGGCUCAGGCAGAGAGGUCCCCAGAAUUUCAUCUUUAUCGUAGGUUACAACAUCAUUCCAAUGUUCAGAUGCUUGUUUCCCAAGAGUAAGUGCUUCUAUCUAAUUAGACAUCGACAAGUUAGGGAUAUGUUAAGAGUAUGCAAAUAAGGGAAAUACACACCUUUGCGUUAUUUUGGAGCUCAGAAAGCGGGAUAAAUUGCUGCUCCGAGUAGGUACCGAGCACUUCUCCAACAACAUUGAAGACGAACCCAGUUUUCCUUUGGCCAUUUGGGUAGUAUACAUGCACCUCGUCGCCAAGAAAACAUGUUCGGGCGUGAUCGACAGUGACUUCCCACAUCUUAGCAGACAUUCCACUGCCUAAAAUCUGCAUUGACAAUAUAAUAUGCAAAGGAAGAGUGUUAUCAUGAAAAAUUAUUGUAGAAAUUCUAGUGCUGCAGAAAUUAUUUAAAAAAGGUUCCAAUAUC
Molecule: messenger RNA, 2807 nt
Organism: Zingiber officinale
Lineage: Eukaryota; Viridiplantae; Streptophyta; Magnoliopsida; Zingiberales; Zingiberaceae
Product: pyruvate dehydrogenase E1 component subunit alpha-1, mitochondrial-like
Exons: 8
Coding region: 44-1216 (390 amino acids)
Biological process (GO): pyruvate decarboxylation to acetyl-CoA
Cellular component (GO): intracellular membrane-bounded organelle
Molecular function (GO): pyruvate dehydrogenase (acetyl-transferring) activity
Source: RefSeq, a predicted model, not a curated record